AUGAAGCAUUCUAUCUCUGGAAUCAAUCUAGCAGUCAAACAGACUCCAGUAAUGAUGAAGAACCUUGGUAAUGUGAUGGCGUAUGAAGUAAUGUAGCUAUCUAAUGUGAUGAGCAGCAGUAGAGGAAGAGACAAAAUUUGUGCUCUUAUCCAAUACAUAGUCUAGCUCUAUGUUAAUUGCAUGAAAUACUCUUAGGAAUAUCAUGAUCUUGUGGAACUUAACGAAAUCAGCAGUGUUUUAAUCGGUCGUCGAGUUGUAGAUUAAAUCUCAAGUGGUCGAAAAGUCUUUAAAUUUCUUAAGUUCGUGGAUGAGAUCAAGAAUGUAGUGGAUCUGUUUGGCAAAAAAGGAGCCAAAAAUGGGUAGCUUGUGCGAAUCAUGUCACUAUUCGCAAGAGUCUGUGGUUUUUUCUAUUACUUACUAGAUAACGUUGUUUGGUUCUCAAAUAUGGGCAUGAUCAGCAAAACAGCAUUCAACAAGAUGAAGUGGAAAAGACUGAAGGAUAUCUUUACAUUAGCUAAGAACUGGUCUGAAGUUAUCAAAUCUAUAAUUAUUUGGUACUAUGCGGUUUAGGAAGAAAAUAGAAUCAAUGAGGAAUUGUCAAAACUUGAGAAUUAGGUAGUAGGUCUUGACCAAAGAACCACUAAGCUAGUAAAAGACCUUAUCAAAUAAAGGUAAAAACGUAGGAUAUGCUUUGCAACCGUUAUUUAAAAUACUCUUCGUAUUCUCAUGCUUAGUUACAGACUAAAGCUGCCAAUCAAAAAGUACAUGCACCCCAUUUUCUACACGGUUUGUGGACUCGUUUCCAACAUAUUUGCUAUUUUCAAAAUUUGGUCGAAUGAGAGCUCCAAGACCUAUUCAAAUUAGAAAUUGGUGAGACUCUCUGAUAUGAAGAAAAAGGCAGCUCAGCUUUAGAUUAUCUCAAAUCAAGCUUAGCAAGCACCUCAAGCAAAUACAAGCGGUAGAAGUGGAUAUGCUAAUCAUAUGAUAGGAUAUUAUGAAAGCAAUCAGAAGCAGUUGGAAUUAACUAAUAAGUUACAUAAGGUAUCAAGAGGCAAUCUAUUGAAAAUAAAAUCGGAUCAGUCUCUAAAUAAUGUAAAGACUAUUACAUAAACAGAUGAGGAUAGGAGCUUAGACAGUCUUGAUAGCUAUAGAGAUGAACCCUAUCCUUUUAUGGACAACUGUGAAGCCUAGCUGAAACGUGAUAGAAAAAUGUAGAGAGUUAGAUCUAAAUACAGUAAUGUAGGAGGAGCAGCAGAAGUUGACUCAGAUGAGGAUGAGCUCUACGAUAAAAAUGUUAAAAACCAAAAGAACUACAAGCUCUUUACUCUGAGGGAAAAAUCUGUCCUUGAUUUCAAUUAAAUGUCAAAGAUGGAAGAUAAUUACUGA
This is a messenger RNA of Stylonychia lemnae, 1386 nucleotides long. The record is from the annotation of a GenBank genome assembly. NCBI's taxonomy places the organism in Eukaryota, Ciliophora, Spirotrichea, Sporadotrichida, Oxytrichidae.